CGCACGUGAACGCCCAAUCCCUACCCUCCAUGGUCCCCUUUCUCUCCCCUAUGCCCGCAACCCGCAGCGGUGUCGACGCCACUAUCGCGGACCAGUCCUCUUAUAUGACUCAUGUCUUCGGCCUCCGUGGUGCCGAUACCUUUGACACUAAGAAUCACUCGAGCAAGAUCGCUUCAAACGCUCGUACCUCCCGCAUUCCCUCCGACUCGACGAACCGCUCGGCCUCGAGCUCCAGCUAUCUCUCUACCGGGGCCCUGUCGGACUUUCCUCCCGCAUCCUCGAACGCCAUGAAGGUCCCUGUCAUGGUGCGUGACUCAACCCAGGUCAUAGGCCUGAAGAAGGUUGCGAGUAUGGAUGGUAGCACCCUUGACCUUCUUCUCCAUACUGGCAAUUCCAACAUGCUUCGCCCUCACGUCGAUAUCCGCUCCCAGCUCGGCAUCGGCAAGCCACUCUCCCCCAUCCCCGGCUCUCCCCCGCCUGCCCACUCUCUCAACGUUGGCAUUGACACUGCGAUUCACUCUGCCAAUGCCCCGGUCUGGCAGGGUGUCACUGAGCAGAGCGACUUCGUGUCCCUUGCGCUUAUCGACCCAACCACCAACGCGAUCGUCAACGUCCGCGUUCCCAAAUCCCAAUACUCCUCAGCGCUUGGCGGUGUUCCCUGCGAGAUUCUCUCCACCGCUUCCAAGUCCAACCCUUCUCACCAGAACGCUGCCUCCAAGGCCGACGCGAGCGCCAACUGGCGCAAUCGCGCCUCCGCCCUCUCUUCGGCCCACGCCAGUCAGGCCCACACUGCCGGCUUCGCCAAUAGUCCCCCCCCUGUGAGCAGUCCUCAUAGCCCUGUCAAGCCAUCCGUCGAGGUCCUCACCGUCGACCAGCUCUCGCAAAAGUACGGCCACAUGCGCGUGGACCCCAACACCGUGGCCGAGAAGACUACCACUAACAAGAAGGGCGAGAAGCCCGCUUCGGAGACAACCUCUCCAGCCAAGAUGCUCGCCGACAGCACGAGCCGUCAGAUCAACAUCGAUGCCACGCCUGUGAAAUCGAUGAAAAGGAAGAACCUCCGCAUCGCAACCAACAAAAGGAUCUCCUCCCCCUCCACUACUCGCAUCAAGGGCACUCCCGGCGCCGGCAAGCUGCUCAAGCCCGUUGUUACCGUAGAGACCGAUACAUCGGUCAAGCCCAACGCCACAGCCGCCACUCAGUGAAUCAGCACUCGGCGGAAAUGGGUCAUUGACCCCGGCCCUAUUAUCUGUGUAUCUCAAACUUCAACGAAUCAAAGUGUAUGGGCCAGUUCCCAACCAGUCCGUCUGACCACCUUCCCAUUCAUUCCAGUCGCUCCGCACCGCUCGCCUGGCCUAGCUAUUGCACCGGGCAUCCUACUAUACCCUGUUGAUAACUUACGGCGCGCAAAGCAUGG
Molecule: messenger RNA, 1417 nt
Organism: Cutaneotrichosporon oleaginosum
Lineage: Eukaryota; Fungi; Basidiomycota; Tremellomycetes; Trichosporonales; Trichosporonaceae
Source: RefSeq, a predicted model, not a curated record